AUGGCCCAUCAGACGGUUAUUGAAGACUCAGAUAUCAUCAAUGGUCUACAAAUCAGGUUCCUCAAACUUUUCGGGAUAUGGCAGAUCAUCAACGACUACAGGAAGACAGGAAAACAGAAUAUUAUUCUGAAGAUUCAAGUAUUCAUAACCGUAAUCAUUGCAGCACCGAGCGUAGUGUGUACAUAUGUCGGUUUGUUAGUCAUCGAAGUUGAUAUUCAAAAGGCUACAAUUUUGAAUUUCCAUUCAUUGCCUACACUACAGGCUUUGUGUCGAUAUAUUGUUUUUUGGUAUAAUAUUGACAGCCUUUCAAGGUUAUACAAUUUAAUGAAAAAGGAUUUUCUCGAAGAGAUUGUAAACGAUAUGCAACAAGAGAAAGUGGAAUUCAUAUAUCGUAAAGUAAGUAGAAAUUCUAACAAGACAUGUGCAAUAGUUUUUGUCGCAAUUGCGAUUGCAGGAGCAUAUUUACUAUUCUCACCUGGUAUAUCAGUUGAAUACAUUAUGCAUCGCACAGGUAAUACAUUUUCUACGACAGGAGGCAGGAAGAAGAUUUCUACUGGUUGGUAUCCUGUACCAAUGGACACUUCACCUUGCUAUGAGUUCAUUUUAUUCUAUGAAGGAUUCUUGGUAACGUGAUUCGCAGAUGAACUGAGAAGUAUUUACAAUCCUCUGGUGACGAUGGGAAAAACUGGAGAUUUAGCGUUCAUAGGACGCUCAGUGGUAUACCUGGGGUAUCAAAGCAUUGAAGUCAGUGUAUUCUGUUAUGGUUCUUCGGUUAUAGAAAGUGCGUCCUGCAAGAACCCAGGUUUCCUCCACUACAGCCAACCAAUGUCCACAAUAUAUUGUGCUAUCUCCCUCUAUCUUCUAUCAUCCAGCCACCUUGGAUCUUCCUCCAAAUCCGCCAGUCAUCUGAUAUUCUUCAAUUCACCUACUCUGUUUCUACCGUGA
Messenger RNA from Nezara viridula (southern green stink bug), 945 nucleotides. NCBI's taxonomy places the organism in Eukaryota, Metazoa, Arthropoda, Insecta, Hemiptera, Pentatomidae. The record is from the annotation of a GenBank genome assembly.